AUGUUCGCUCUCCGCCAAUCCAGCCGCCUAAUCCGUUCAACCCAGCACCUCAUCCGCCCAUGCGUCAAGCUCGCCUCGGCUCCUGCUCUCUCACAAAGAGGGUUCAGGUCGACCCCCCAGGCCCGAGCAGAUCUGAGCGACAUGGCGGAAGCUUUCGCCAAAAGCCCAUUGUUGGAUAUCAUGAAGAAGAGUCCUGGAGCUGUAGCGGCUUUGAAAGAGGCCGGGGAAAUCGCCAAGAAGAAAGGUGUGGACAUGACCAGCCCGCCAUCGAAGAUGACCAUGAUGUCACUAGCGUUCGAUAGCGAGUUCAGGGGUGCGAUCGAGAAGUUGAUGACCGAACUGAAGAACGCCGGGGUGGACGUCACACCAGAAAACUUGCAGAAUAUGAUGGGUUCCAUCGGGGAGCCGGGACAGGCGGGGGACGAUGUUGGGGGGAGGAAGAAGUAA
Messenger RNA from Filobasidium floriforme, 447 nucleotides. RefSeq lists its product as uncharacterized. The coding region runs from base 1 to 447 and encodes 148 amino acids. The record is from RefSeq and is a predicted model, not a curated record. NCBI's taxonomy places the organism in Eukaryota, Fungi, Basidiomycota, Tremellomycetes, Filobasidiales, Filobasidiaceae. The transcript has 4 exons.